Messenger RNA from Biomphalaria glabrata, 3399 nucleotides. RefSeq names its product propionyl-CoA carboxylase alpha chain, mitochondrial-like. Gene Ontology annotation, molecular function: propionyl-CoA carboxylase activity; metal ion binding; ATP binding. The coding region runs from base 97 to 2286 and encodes 729 amino acids. The transcript is spliced from 21 exons. The record is from RefSeq and is a predicted model, not a curated record. Gene Ontology annotation, cellular component: mitochondrion. NCBI's taxonomy places the organism in Eukaryota, Metazoa, Mollusca, Gastropoda, Planorbidae.
AAAAAUACAAGAUCAGCAAAAUAGGUCAAGAGCACUCAGUUUACUACUGUAUGAUUUCUAAGGUUGACUCCAAAAUUUUAAAAUAUCGGCUGUGAUAUGGCUGCUCCUAUAAAAUACCACGGAUACAAGUUAAAGGGAAGAGCCGUCAUAGGGCUUUUUCAGUAUAUAAAGUAUUUUAACACAAGUAAUAAAUUUAGUUGUCACAAGCGAACACUUUGUACCACCAUGAGGCUGUAUGACAGAGAUAUGUAUUGGAAUGACAAAUCUGUGGCUAAUGAAUCUAAAUUUGAGAAAAUCUUGAUUGCCAAUCGAGGUGAAAUUGCUUGUAGAGUGAUCAAAACAUGCAAGAGGCUUGGCAUCAAAACAGUGGCAGUCCACAGUGAAGUAGACUCUUUGGCUCUCCACACUCGUAUGGCAGAUGAAGCCAUUUGUAUUGGGCCAGCACAAACAAGUGAGAGCUAUCUUCGAAUGGAUAAAAUAUUGAAUGCAGUCAAAGAGUCGGGUGCACAAGCGGUUCACCCUGGCUAUGGAUUUCUUUCUGAAAACACAGAAUUUGCAGCUAAACUUGAUGAAAUUGGAGUAGCUUUCAUUGGACCAAACAGUAAAGCCAUCAAAGCUAUGGGGGACAAAAUUGAAAGUAAGCGCAUUGCCACCAAAGCUCAAGUCAACAUGAUCCCUGGAUUUGAUGGUGUUGUUGAAGAUGCUGAACACUGUGUUAAACUGUCCAAUCAGAUAGGAUAUCCUGUUAUGAUCAAAGCCUCAGCAGGUGGAGGUGGUAAAGGCAUGAGAAUAGCUCAUAAUGACAAUGAAGCUAGAACGUCAUUUCGUUUGUCACAACAAGAAGCUAAAUCAAGCUUUGGAGAUGACAGAAUGUUGGUUGAAAAAUACAUUGUCUGUCCCCGACAUAUUGAGAUUCAGGUUCUCUGUGACAAACAUGGAAAUAGCUUGUGGCUUAAUGAACGAGAAUGUUCCAUUCAGAGAAGGAAUCAGAAAGUAAUAGAAGAGGCUCCAAGCACAUUUUUGGAUCCCCAAACUCGCAAGGCUAUGGGAGAACAAGCUUGCAGACUGGCUCUGGCUGUUGGUUACGAUUCAGCUGGCACUGUUGAGUUUCUUGUAGAUAAAAAUAAAAAUUUCUAUUUCCUGGAGAUGAACACAAGAUUGCAAGUAGAGCAUCCAAUAACAGAGAUGAUUACUGGUGUCGACAUAGUACAUCAAAUGUUACGAGUGGCCAAAAAUCAUAAACUUUUACAUGAGCAAAAAGAUAUACCAGUUGAUGGCUGGGCCAUAGAAUGUCGUGUUUAUGCUGAAGAUCCAUACAAGAGUUUUGGAAUGCCUUCUAUAGGAAGAUUAUCUCGUUAUGUAGAACCAACUCAUCUGAAAAAUACCCGCUGUGACAGUGGCAUCAUGGAGGGCAGUGAUAUCAGCAUUUAUUAUGACCCAAUGAUUUGUAAACUGGUGACCUACGGCAGGGACAGGACUGCAGCCAUGGACAAUAUGAUCCAAGCAUUAGAUUCUUAUGUUAUUAAAGGUGUUACACACAACAUACCUCUACUUCGUGAUAUUCUGACUGAAGAAAGAUUUGUCAAGGGUGACAUUAGUACUAAUUAUUUACCAGAAGUGUUCCCUGAUGGAUUCAAAGGUAAAGUUCUUUCUGUCAAAGAAAGUCAAGAACUUACAGCCUUAGCUUGUGCUAUCUAUUUGAAGGAUCAACAAAGAUGUAGAGCUUUUCAAAACCAGAAAAGGAUUCCUAAUGUUAGCUCAUCAAUCAAUAGCUGGUCACUUAAUGUUAUUAUCAACAAGGCCAGAAUAAAUGCUCACGCUUCCAAAUUACCAGAUGGUUACAAGAUUGUCAUCAAUAGCGAUGUAUAUGAGAUUAAGGGCAAUUUGUCAUUUACAUCACCACUAAUGGAAGUCUGUUUGAAUGGUGACCAAAGAUUGCUUCAGGUGCACAAUAGACUUGGUGGUGGUAAAUAUGAUCUGCGUUAUCAUGGGACUGUGUACCCUGUGAAAGUUAUGGAUGAUUUGGCAUUUAACCUUAGUCAAUACAUGCUUGAGAAAAAAGUCUUGGACACCAGUGCCAUGGUGUUGGCUCCAAUGCCAGGAUUGUUGAAAUCUGUCAGUGUUAAAGCUGGUGAUAUGGUGGCUGAAAACCAGGAAGUGUGUGUUCUAGAAGCAAUGAAAAUGCAGAACAGUUUAGUGAGUCUUAAAGUGGCUAAGGUAAAGAAAGUGCUGUUCAAGUCAGGAGACACAGUCAAUGAAGGCGAUGUUAUUGUUGAGCUAGAAUAACAACAUCCCAGCCUAUCAUCUUCAUCUCCAGUUCAACAUUGUUUGACCAUGUUAAGGAUACAGAUACUUGAAUUAUUCCUAGACAAGUUUUCCAAACUAAGACCCACAAAGUAAAUGAACUGCUGGUACAUGAUUGUGCUUGUUGCACUGUUUAAUUAGGGUACCGGUUCUCCAUUUUGUUUUGUUUUUUCUUAUGAGUGAAGCUCCACAUUGUAUUGGAUGUGUGCUGUUUUAAGAAAACAACUGAUAUUAUGAUUAUAGAAUGUAUUUAUGCAUUGGUGUUGUUUCAAUAAUCAGUCUUAUAUUUUCUUUUUAUUAUCAUGAUUGAAGUUGAACUGAAGAGAAAUAUUCUAGACUUCAAAUAUGUAGCUACACUGUUUGAGUUAUUCAUUUGUUACUUUAUAAAUGUGAUGCAUUUUACACUUUUUACAUUUGGGAAACAUUGUUACUUCAUCACAAAGGGGGAUGUCAUUUAUAUUUCUUCUACAUGCUGCCUUGUUAUGAAUACAAUGUUCAAUUAAAGUUGUGCCCAAAAAGACAAAUAUUACACUGCUGAAUGUUUUGUUUACUAUGAGUUUGGCAGUUAUGUUUAGGCUCAUUCCAAUAAAAAAACAACAUACAAAUUUAAUUUUGCUCAUUUAUUUGUUUCUUAAAUUAUUUUCAAUCAUUUAAGUAGUUUGUUAAUUUUAAAAAUUACAGAAGCCAUUGGUAAGAGUUUUUUAUUUUAAUCUAGUUCUUUUUUAUGAGUUUUGCUAAAUUCAACUCAGUUAGCAGCUAGAUUGAUAGUUUAAAUAGAUCAGUGCAGGUUAUUUAAUGUUUCAACUGAUAUUUCAGUUGUGCUGGUUGUUUUGUUGGGGUAAAUCUAUUCAGUAUUAAGACUGGCUUCAAGCAGAAAUCCAAGAUUUAUAAUGCACAUGUUCUUUUUAUAUGAAAGAUUCUGAUGACACAUGGACACCUCAGUUGUUUCUUAGUGCUAAAAUCAAACUAAGGCAGCAGCACUUCAAGCAUUUUCAGAAACAUUUUUUUUUUGUUCAUGAAAUGUUGAACUUUUCUUGUUACUGUCCCUCAUAAAUCCCAGAGGUCACAAAAUAAAAAAGUUGUCAUCAUUUUUAA